Orussus abietinus is the source of this 3737-nucleotide messenger RNA. It is a transcript of the gene Mp, whose product is annotated as collagen alpha-1(IX) chain. Lineage: Eukaryota; Metazoa; Arthropoda; Insecta; Hymenoptera; Orussidae. The record is from RefSeq and is a predicted model, not a curated record. The transcript is spliced from 20 exons. The coding region runs from base 374 to 3724 and encodes 1116 amino acids.
CGCGAGAGGAAGGAGCCCCCGAGCGCGGAAGAGGCUCUCCGCGAGGUCCUGGACCAAGUGGGGGGAGUGUCGAGGUGACGUCCCGAGGGAACGAGCGAGGUGAAUCUUUCAACGAGGAGGUCCUGGAGGAGGGUCCUAGGGUCCUGGGGAUUUCGUUCCCGGGGUUUCCAGGCCCUUGGUAAGGACCCAGGACGCGGUCGGCGGCGAUUAGACGCGCGGAGAGGUGGAAGAGUCCCAGGGAGGCAGUCGCACCGGGACCACCUCAAGGCCAAGGUCGCCGGGGGUGGGGACGGCCUUGAACUUGGGCCCGAAGGCCGCCGACCGCCGCGAACUCGCGAACCUCUUGGAGCUGACCAGCUUUUAGCCAUCCGACAUGUGGACCAGGACGCUCCUCCUGCUGAUCUCGGCUCUCAGCUCGACCCGAGGCCAGCCGGACUUCUUCGGGGAGAAAAAGGAAAUGGUAUACGACCUCCUGCAAGCCGCCAUGUCGUCGGCCGACGACCGUCACCAGUACGUCGACGAAGGCCUCGACGGAUUUCCGGCUUUCGGCUUCCGGCCAGGCUCGGAAGUUAAGCAACCCUAUCGUCUCUAUCUACCGGAGAAGCUGCCCGGGGAAUUCACCCUGGUGGCCACCUUCAAGCCCACCUCCUUCAGGACGAGCUACCUCUUCGCGGUGCUCAAUCCUUUCGAGACGGUGGUCCAGCUGGGAGUUCGGAUCUCGGAUGGACCAUCCUCCAACCAAAACGUUUCUCUGGUAUACACGGACUCGGACGAGCACACUCACUCGGAGGAGGUGGCGAAGUUCACGGUGCCCAGGUUGACGAAAAAGUGGUCGAAGAUCGUCCUGAGGGUCUCGGUGAGCGAGGUGGUGCUCUACUUGAACUGCCACGAGAUGGCCCGACAAAGUGUCACCAGGAUCCCCCAGGAGUUGGUCUUCGACACGGCGAGCACCCUCUACAUAGCCCAGGCAGGACCACACAUCCAGGGCAAGUACGACGGCCUGCUCCAGACUCUAAAGCUCUUCUCAGGACAUCCGCAGGACCUGGUGAGAUGCAGCCCCGACUUCGACUUCUUUCCAGGGGAGGACGGCUCGGGCGAUUACGGGCCGAUCGACGUAGACCUGACAAAGACAGACAUCGGUCGGGAGGACGACGACGAGGGAAACGAGGACGUUAAGCCGCCGCCAUUCAUCACCCCGCCACCCCCGAAUCCGGACGCCAAGGGCCCCCGGGGCGACAAGGGGGAGAAGGGCGACAAGGGGGAGAGCGUCAGGGGGCCCCCAGGACCCCCGGGCCCCCCGGGGCCGUGGUACGACGCGGCCGACGAGGACUGGCCCUUGAAGGCGCCGAGGGGUCCACCGGGGCCCAAGGGGGACCCUGGCAGCUGCACCUGCGACGCGACGACUCUGCUCUCGUCCUUCACCAUGCCGAAGAUGAUCCAGGGCCCGAAAGGGGAGCCGGGGGUCCCAGGAAGCGAGGGGAAGAUGGGCCAGAUGGGACUUCCGGGGGCAGGGGGUGCUCCAGGAGAGCGGGGCCAGGGAGGUCCGCCGGGCCCCAAGGGCGACAGGGGGGAGUCGGGCCAGCAGGGGCCCGAGGGCCCCCAGGGGCAGAAAGGGGAGCCAGGUCGGGACGGCAUCCCAGGGGAGAGGGGGAGCCAGGGUCCCCCGGGACCCCCCGGCAAGGGCGAGUUCUCUGGAUACGACACGGACGGGAUCACGAUGAGGCCAGGACUCCCAGGGCAGAAGGGGGACGCCGGGACCCCAGGGAACGCGGGGUCAAAGGGCGAGCCCGGGAUCCCAGGGUCCAAGGGGACCAAGGGGGAAAUCGGCCACCAUGGUCCCAAGGGAAGCCAAGGUCGAGACGGGUCCAAGGGGAACCAGGGACUAAAAGGCGAACCUGGACAGCCAGGAUCCCCCGGGAUUCCUGGAGCACCCGGCGAGAACGGCAGGCCGGCGGAGAAGGGCGAGAAGGGGGACACGGGUCCCGAGGGAAAGACAGGACCUCCGGGACCCCCAGGUCCUCCGGGCUCCGCCGGCGUCUUGGGCAGCCUCAACGUCGGGGACACUGUGAUUGGACAGAAAGGGGACAAGGGCGAUCUUGGAGAACGGGGAUACAAGGGUGAUUUGGGACCCAAGGGGGAAAAGGGCGAUAAAGGCGACAGGGGGGCACCUGGGAUCCCUGGAGUUAAUGGAGUCCAGGGUCCCCAGGGCAAUAAGGGCGAGGCUGGGGAAAACGGGAUUCCUGGAGUCCCCGGGAUUCCUGGGACCAAGGGCGAGAGGGGCCCUCCUGGUAUGUUCUCCAUUCCUAACAACGGCACCGAUUACGUCCUUAUCAAGGGAGAUAAGGGCGUCGAGGGGAAGCGGGGACGAAGAGGUCGACCUGGACCCCCGGGUCCCGAGGGGCCGCCCGGGAAACCUGGAACCGCCGGCGAGAUCGGACUCCCUGGCUGGAUGGGACGUCCAGGAAUCCCGGGGAUUCCCGGCACUCCAGGAUCAAAGGGUCCAAAAGGGGACAAGGGCGAGCCAGGAGCACCGAGUCCUUACGGGAUAUCCGUCGGCGUGAAAGGGGACAAAGGAGACGACGGACCAGGAGGACAACCGGGCAGGGACGGGCAGCGAGGUCCUCCAGGACCCCCUGGCCCCCCUGGACCACCUUCCCAGGGGAGCUAUAUCCCCGUUCCAGGACCGCCUGGACCUCCAGGACCUCCAGGCGUAGCCGGGGACUCCUUGAUCGGGCAAAAGGGAGAGCCAGGACUAGGACGUAGCCACGUAUACGGGGAAAGAGAGUACUACGGAGUGAGACAAGGUGCCGGCACAAUGGCGACCAGAGGACCUCUCGAGAGCACGACGAAAAUCGUACCCGGCGCCGUGACGUUCCAAAACACGGAAGCGAUGAUCAAGAUGUCGGGCGUGAGCCCAGUGGGCACUCUCGCGUACAUAAUCGACGAAGAGGCCCUGCUCGUCAGGGUGAACAACGGCUGGCAGUAUAUCGCGAUGGGCUCCGUCCUGCCGAUCACGACGCCGGCGCCGCCGACGACGGCUCCCCCGCCAGCGAAUCCGCCCUUCGAGGCAUCGAACCUCAUCAAUCAAAUCCCGAUCAAGGCCGACGGCACCGGGCUGCGAAUGGCCGCGUUAAACGAGCCAUUUACCGGGGAUAUGCACGGCGUUAGGGGUGCAGAUUACGCCUGUUAUCGACAGGCGAAACGAGCAGGUCUCAGGGGGACAUUCCGCGCUUUCCUGAGCUCCAGGGUGCAAAACGUCGACAGCAUCGUCAGGCUAGGUGACCGGGACCUACCGAUCGUCAACAUAAAGGGCGACGUUCUCUUCAACUCCUGGAAGGAGAUGUUCAACGGGAACGGCGCCUACUUCUCCCAGAAUCCUAGGAUCUACAGCUUCAACGGGAAGAACAUCCUGACCGACUUUGCCUGGCCAGAGAAGGUGGCUUGGCAUGGUUCCCAUAAACUGGGAGAUAGAGCUAUGGACACAUAUUGCGAUGCCUGGCACUCGAGCAGUUCCGAUCGCUACGGAUUGGGAUCGCCUCUGACAGGAGGUCGACUCCUAGAGCAGGUCCGGUACUCGUGCGACAACAAGUUCGCCCUACUCUGCAUAGAAGUGACCAGCGAGAUCGCGAGGAGACGACGAGACCUCAGGACCCCCGGGGAAGAGGAGCCGGAGUUCUCGGAGGACGACUACGAGGAGCACCUCGUGAGCCUCAUGAGGAACUGAGGGGAGAAGAACC